Messenger RNA from Mixia osmundae IAM 14324, 816 nucleotides. RefSeq lists its product as uncharacterized. Bases 1 to 816 code for a protein of 271 amino acids. Gene Ontology annotation, molecular function: NADH dehydrogenase activity; 4 iron, 4 sulfur cluster binding. The record is from RefSeq and is a predicted model, not a curated record. Gene Ontology annotation, biological process: mitochondrial electron transport, NADH to ubiquinone; mitochondrial respiratory chain complex I assembly. The transcript has 4 exons. NCBI's taxonomy places the organism in Eukaryota, Fungi, Basidiomycota, Mixiomycetes, Mixiales, Mixiaceae. Gene Ontology annotation, cellular component: membrane.
AUGGCAAUGCGAGCAGCGACGCCUUCGAGGGCCAUGCUGAGCGCACUCUCACGGACAAGCGUACCGGCAGCACAGCACCUCGCCCGGAGAGCGUUGCAUGCAUCGGCGAGAGCUCACUUGGCCGAGCACGUCGGGCCAACUCAGAUCACCUCAAAGGGCACCCGAUCCAACUCGCCACCGCAUUCUUCUGCAGUCAAUGCAGGCACGGCCGGUCAGACGCAGCACUGGGAGACCCCUGUGGCGUCGGAUGUAGAUUACAGCAAGGGUCCCUCUGCGCUCGACAAGGCCGCUCGAUUGUUCUUCUUUACCGAGAUUGCCAGAGGCAUGUGGGUCGUGCUUGAGCAGUUCUUCAGGCCGCCUUACACGAUCAUGUAUCCGUUCGAGAAGGGACCCAUGAGCCCCCGCUUCAGAGGCGAGCACGCACUACGACGCUACGCCACCGGAGAGGAGCGUUGCAUCGCUUGCAAGCUGUGCGAGGCUAUCUGUCCCGCCCAGGCCAUCACUAUCGAGAGCGAGACUCGCGAAGAUGGUGCGCGAAGGACGACACGAUACGACAUUGACAUGACCAAGUGUAUCUAUUGCGGGCAAGUCCUCUCCCGGUUAAGCAUGGCUUCGGCUCAUGUUGACUGGAUCUGUUCAUGCAGUUUCUGCCAAGAGGCUUGUCCGGUCGAUGCAAUCGUCGAGACCCAAAAUGUCGAAUAUACGACAGAGACACGCGAGGAGCUGCUCUACAACAAGGAAAAGCUGCUCGCCAAUGGCGAUCGACUCGAGGCAGAGAUCGCAGCAAACUUGCAAGCCGACGCGGUCUACCGUUGA